AUGACCAGAUGGCAAAAUAUCAGAACUAAGCUUGUCGACAGUGGAAUCACACUAGAACGCGUCUCGAGCCUCACAAGAUCUGAGGAACUGGAGGAGAUGUUAAACAUCUAUACAUCGAUUAUCCACGAGUCGUGUGAACACACGAUUCCGAAACUAAAGCCGUGGAAUGGCAAUCCCAGACCACCAUGGUGGAAACAACUCACAGUCGAAGAAUACGUACAGGCCAAGGAAAAUUACAAGUACUCAAAGCUGGAAGGAGUUUUGCUCGACCGAGAAAGCGUCUGGGACGGUGUCUACAGAGUGAUAAGGAAGACCUCAAGAAGACGGGACGACAUGCUGCUGAGGAACUCAGCUGGUGAAACACUGCCGCCAGAUCAGUCAGCCAAGCUUCUCGCGGAAACGUUCUAUCCAGGUGACUCUGUCCAUGCCGAAACAGAACAGCAAAAGUCCGUGAGGAAGAUCACAGAAGACAAAACUCCAGCGGAGAUUAAAGACCUAUCGAACGAUGACCCACCUUUCACAAGAGCGGAGCUAGAAUUGGUUCUUUCGAGUCUCAAUCCAAAGAAAGCUCCAGGAAAAGAGGAUUACACCCACCCUAAGUCCUACAGACCAAUCGGAUUAUUACCAAUCCUUGGUAAGGUAGUAGAAAAACUUAUGGUGGGCAGGCUUCAAUGGUGGUGGCCAGCCCUUAAGAAACAGAUGGUACGCAAACAUUGCCCACGCAACUUGUAUGCCUUGGUGGCAUCCUAUCUACAGGAUCGGAGGAUAAAAGUCAACUAUGCCAGAGCGACCAGUGAGAAGGGAACCACGAAGGGAUGUGUCCAAGGAUCCAUUGACGGACCGACCUUCUGGAACCUCAUCCUGGAUUCGCUAUUACAAAAAAUGGCAACAAUGGGGGUUCACUGCCAAGCCUUCGCAGACGAUGUAAUCCUUUUUUUCUCCAAUCACCAUACCAGCGGGUUGCAGGCUACAGUUGAAUCCACCUUAGCGGCCGUACCGGAGUGGGGCGUCGAAAACAAACUGAGCUUCGCAGCGCACAAGACCAACGCGAUGCUUAUCACCAAGAAGCUCAAAUUCGACGCUCCAGUGAUCCAUAUGUCCGGUAUCCAGCGGAGUCUAGUAACCGAGAUCAAGCUGCUGGGUCUCAUAUUAGACUCCAAAUCACCUUUAACGCACAUGUGGCCACUUCCUGUAAAAAAGCAGAAGUUUACAAACAACUAG
Molecule: messenger RNA, 1221 nt
Organism: Vanessa tameamea
Lineage: Eukaryota; Metazoa; Arthropoda; Insecta; Lepidoptera; Nymphalidae
Exons: 4
Coding region: 1-1221 (406 amino acids)
Source: RefSeq, a predicted model, not a curated record